This is a messenger RNA of Nicotiana attenuata, 2079 nucleotides long. RefSeq names its product sugar transporter ERD6-like 4. Gene Ontology annotation, molecular function: sugar transmembrane transporter activity. The transcript is spliced from 18 exons. The coding region runs from base 254 to 1735 and encodes 493 amino acids. NCBI's taxonomy places the organism in Eukaryota, Viridiplantae, Streptophyta, Magnoliopsida, Solanales, Solanaceae. Gene Ontology annotation, cellular component: membrane. The record is from RefSeq and is a predicted model, not a curated record. Gene Ontology annotation, biological process: carbohydrate transport; transmembrane transport.
GAUAUUUGCUACUCCUACAUAUAAUAUCGUCUCUCUCUCUCUCUCUCUCUCUCUCUCUUGUCAUCUUCAGCAAUAUCUGUCACCUUAAAACGACAAACCAAGAAAAUUUUCUGAUCUCCACAUUCUGAUGAACAACAUUAGUUGUCUAAAUACCAAGAACUUACUGCUUCUGAUCUACUACUAGUAGUCAAAUACAAUCUUGGGGGUAUUAAAUUUCAAGUACUUGUAGCAAAAAGGGUAUCCAAAGUAAAAGAUGAGUUUCAGAGAAGAGAAUAAUGAAGAUGGAAGAGGAGGAGGAGGGGAUCUGAGGAAGCCAUUUUUGCAUACCGGAAGUUGGUAUCGUAUGGGUUCAGCACAGACUUCAAGCAUGAUGAUGGGUUCUUCUCAAGUUAUUCGUGAUAGCUCAAUCUCAGUUCUUGCUUGUGUUAUGAUUGUUGCUUUGGGUCCGCUCCAGUUUGGUUUCACUUCUGGUUAUUCUUCGCCUACGCAAACUGCUAUUACCAAAGAUCUGAAGCUCACUGUUUCUGAGUUCUCUUUGUUCGGUUCAUUAUCUAAUGUGGGUGCUAUGGUGGGGGCAAUAUCUAGUGGUCAAAUUGCCGAGUACAUUGGGCGAAAAGGGUCUUUAAUGAUAGCUGCUAUACCUAACAUCAUUGGUUGGCUUUCCAUCUCAUUUGCCAAUGAUCUGUCCUUCUUAUACAUGGGAAGAUUAUUGGAAGGUUUUGGAGUCGGCAUAAUUUCUUACACGGUUCCUGUAUAUAUUGCCGAGAUAGCACCUCAAAACCUGAGAGGGGCCCUAGGGUCAGUUAACCAGCUCUCUGUUACAGUUGGGAUCAUGUUAUCCUAUUUGCUGGGACUUUUCGUUAAUUGGAGGCUGCUUGCCGUUCUUGGAACGCUGCCCUGCCUAGCGCUGAUACCUGGACUAUUUUUCAUCCCGGAAUCUCCUCGGUGGUUGGCCAAGAUGGGUUUGACAGAAGAUUUUGAAACUUCCUUGCAAGUUCUUCGAGGAUUUGAUGCAGACAUUUCCAUUGAAGUAAAUGAAAUUAAGAGGUCUGUAGCAUCCACAAGCCGAAAGUCAGCAAUACGUUUUGCAGAUCUCAAACAAAGAAGAUAUUGGUUGCCUCUCAUGAUAGGAAUUGGACUGCUUGUCCUGCAACAAUUAGGAGGAACCAAUGGUGUGAUCUUCUAUUCCAGUAACAUUUUCCUGUCUGCAGGGAUUUCUUCAAGUAAUGUUGCAACCUUUGGCGUUGGUGCUAUCCAGGUUGUUGCCACUGCUGUUGCUACAUGGCUGGUGGAUAAAACUGGGCGUAGGAUUUUACUGAUUAUCUCCUCUGCUGGAAUGGCUGUUAGUCUCCUUAUUGUUGCUGUUGCAUUCUUUCUGAAGGGCUUUGUAGAUAAGGAUUCUACCCUUUAUGACAUGUUGGGAAUAUUAUCGGUGGUUGGUGUUGUGUUGAUGAUUAUUGCAUUCUCACUUGGAAUGGGGCCCAUUCCGUGGCUUAUAAUGUCUGAGAUUCUUCCGGUCAAGAUCAAAGGCCUUGCUGGAAGUGUAGCAACAUUAGCCAAUUGGUUCUGUUCCUGGGUAAUUACAGCAACUGCACCGUUGCUAUUGGCUUGGAGCAGUGGAGGAACAUUCACUCUUUAUUCACUUGUGUGUGCAUUCACCGUGGUAUUUGUGACAAUUUGGGUACCUGAGACGAAAGGGAAAACGCUGGAGGAAAUACAGUUCUCCUUUAGAUGAUAAAAUUUUGAAUAUUUGCUUUUCUACUCCCUGGUGUUCUUUCUACAAUAAUUCUUUGCCCUUCCGCAAAAGUUUCAAUACCUUAUUAGAAGAACAUUUGUAAAAUUUACUUUUUCAUUUAUUCAUCAUCGUAGAAAGAGAGAAUCAUACUGCUGCUGCUGCUUUGAAAAGUCAGGACCUUGAGUGUUUGCAAGUGGUAUUUGAGUUCACCAUGCCUUUGUGCAUUUUUUUCUUCUUCUGUGUACUAUAUACAGGAAUUUUUUUUUGUUGUAAUUGUAAUAUAUUCGCAUCUAUUGGACAUUGUGAGGGUUGCUUAAGAAGGAACUGUUAAUCCUUGGUACUGA